Salvelinus namaycush (lake trout) is the source of this 4103-nucleotide messenger RNA. RefSeq names its product ceramide kinase-like. Gene Ontology annotation, molecular function: kinase activity. Bases 105 to 1778 code for a protein of 557 amino acids. The transcript is spliced from 13 exons. Lineage: Eukaryota; Metazoa; Chordata; Actinopteri; Salmoniformes; Salmonidae. The record is from RefSeq and is a predicted model, not a curated record.
GUUGUCGAAAACAGCAACAUUGUUUCCUUCUGUAGACAAAGGUGCCUCGACAACCCAAUAAAUUACUGAAUAGUCAUCCAGUUCUGUGGCUUCUUGGGGAAGAUAUGGAAAAACAACCGAGGUUGUUGGCAUCCCAACUCCUACUGAAAAACAGCUUAUUCGAAGUGUCGUUAAACCGUGUGCUUCUGACAUGGAAAGAGAUUCCGACCAAGAAAAAACGCGUUUCUGGGGGCAUACAUCACCCAUUUAAAGUCGGUAACAGUCACGGCGUGUCAGUGUCUGAGAUCCUAGCAGUCAGGGAGCUCGAUGUGGACAGCGGGACGAAAGAUGACGGCAGGUGGCAGAAAAUGCCUCAGAAAUCGGCUGAGGCCUAUCCAUACGCAUUCACAGUGUCCUAUGUGGAGAGAGCGAGGCAGCACCGCUGGCGGUGUAGUGACGUCACCUUUCACUGUCUAGAGGGGGCACUGUGUCAGCAGUGGGUCCAGACCAUCAGAGAGCAGCUCACAGCACUGACCAGCAGACCCAAGCAUUUGCUGGUGUACAUCAACCCCUAUGGGGGCAAGCAGCAAGGCGAGCGUAUUUACGAGCAGAAAGUUGCCCCUCUCUUCACCCUUGCCUCCAUCUCCACGCACGUGAUUGUUACAGAGCAUGCCAAUCAUGCCAGGGACCACCUGAGGACAGAGGCUGAGUUGAAGCAAUAUGAUGGAGUGGUGUGUGUGGGCGGGGACGGCAUGUUCAGUGAAAUGGUUCACGGCCUGGUCUCCCGGAUCCAGAGGGACAACGGCGUGGACCAGAACAGCCCGGAGGAGAAGCUGGUACCCUGUACUCUGCGCAUCGGCAUUAUACCCGCAGGUUCAACGGACUGCAUCUGCUAUGCAACUGUAGGCAUCAACGACCCUGUGACCUCGGCCUUACACAUCAUAGUGGGAGAUGCCCAGCCAAUGGACGUGUGCUCGGUCCAUCACAACAACACAUUCCUGAGGUACUCUGUGUCCCUGCUUGGGUACGGUUUCUAUGGCGACGUGUUGGCAGACAGCGAAAGGAAACGAUGGAUGGGACCAGCCAGAUACGACUUUUCAGGUUUUAAGACGUUUCUCACACAUCACUACUAUGAAGGGACUGUGUCUUUUCUACCAGCAACUGACAUAUUGGGAACUCCACGAGACAAGACCAGGUGUAGAGCUGGGUGCUUCAUAUGCCAACACAACGGACAACUGUAUUCCGAGGAUGCCCCAGAGAUUUGCGAGACUGAUCCAGAUGUUUCAGACAGUGAAUACAAAGGGGGGUGGCGGGUGAUCAGAGGGAAGUUCCUGGCCAUCAACGCGGCCAGUAUGAGCUGUGCCUGUCCCCGAAGCCCCAAGGGCCUGUCCCCCGCUGCCCACCUCGCUGACGGCACCACCGACCUCAUCCUCGUACGCAAGUGCUCCCGAUUCAACUUCCUGCGCCACCUGCUACGCCACACCAGCAAAUACGACCAGUUUGACAUGACCUUUGUAGAAGUGCACCGUGUGCGGCGCUUCCGCUUCACGCCGCGCUACUGCCAGAGUGACUCCGAGUUGGACCUGAGGGAGAAUGGCAAGAGGCUCUUCAGCCAGAUCUGCCGAGACCACCCGGCCUGCAGCUGUAGCCCUGCCUACAGCAGCUGGAACUGUGACGGCGAGAUCCUCCCCCAUGCUGCCAUUGAAGUCGGAGUGCACUGCCAGUUGAUCAAGCUGUUUGCGCGAGGGAUCGAAGAGCAGCCUGUGUUUGAGGACCUUCCCAACCCGUGUGCAGUAUAGAUCCCCCCCUCUGCUGCCCUACCCUAUCAAAGUCACUGGAACAGUCCUACUGCAUUUCAAAGGCUACUGCUGUCAUAUCCUUACCCCUGUACACUACCUUUUUCUGAUAUACUUUGAGGUCUUUCAGACAUCUGUUUUCUGGGGCCAUUUUUGUGUGUCUGCCACAUUUUAGAGGUCACAAGUUCACAGGUCAAAGAGUACUGGUGAUGGUACACCUACAGAGAGGUUCACUAUCCACAUCCUGAAGAAGAAAUUAUGAAAAUACUAAGCGGUAUUGAAUGAAACUCUUUUCCGCUCUCCUUUUUCAAUAGAGCGAUGUUAACCUAGCAAUUAACAUGCUGUUCAACAUUUAUAGAACUCCUCUUUGCACGUUUUACAAUGUAUGCUGCUCCAAAUUAUGAAUAACUGUUACAACGUUUUGUUUAUUUAGUCAUUUAGAGAAAACAUUUAAUUAGAGGAUGUUUGAAUUUUGCUAGCUGCUUGCACUUUUGUUUCAAAUAGGCCGUAUGCAUUUUGACCUUAUAAGCAAUGCCUUGUUAGAAGUUAUUUCACAGCACCUAAAAAGCAUGAAUUUGAAUACAUAUGUGUUGAUGAUCGGAUAUUGGGUGAACCAGAGCACUCUCUAGGGCAGUGUUUCCCAACUCCAGUCCUCAAGUACCCCCAGCAGUACAUUAUUUUUAUUGUGCCCCCGAACAAGCACAACUGAUUCUACUUGUCAACUAAUCAUCAAGCCCUUGACAAUUGAACCAGGGGCCUCAUUUAUCAACCUUGCAUACAUGUCUUACUUAGUUCUGAGGUACGUGGAGAUUCUAGGAUUUGUGUAACAAAUGUAUCAAACUGUCGCACGCAACAUAUACGCAUGUUGUCAUUGUUAAAUCAGAGCCAUACGAUAUUUGUGGGCUUGUAAACAAGCACUAAAACUUGACUUGAAAAACGCCCUCCAUUCACAUUUUAUGAUAACAAAAAUUCCCAAAUUUGCUGUAUGAUUUGAAGAUGCUGGAGCUGGGCCAGGAUAGUUUCUAAAAUAAAUCGCAAUAGCACAUUUGAUCACAUUUCUGUACAUGUGUGUGCAGAAUGUUUUUUAAAAUAUUUUGCAGUGACAUAUGCCUCCUAUAGCGAGUGCCAAACACUGUCCACGCGUACUGCAAGAUUGAUUGUCCAUUCGAAACAUUUUAAAAGUAAAUGCUACAGCCCACACUUCUAUGCAAGAAUCUAAUUGUUGUUCAAUAUUUUGUUUAUCAAUAGAAGAUAGAAACACAAUCUCCUGCCUUGGUAUAUGCUCUGAGAUGAAUAGGCUAUUAUGUCUCGCUCCUGUCGCAAAGCAAUACUGUGGCCUACCCAUACUGUCAUAUAGGCUAUCAGUCUAUGGUUGGCUAUUGAAUGAGUGAUGGAUAAAUGGUAGCCUAAUAAUUGUUGCGAAGCGGGAAUAACCAGUCGUCAGAAAAGGAGAAAUGUCCUGUAAUAUGAUUUAGGUCUAUAUAAUUAAAGUUAAAUAAAUAUAUUAGGCAACAUGCUGCUAUGCGAUCUUCAUACCAACGGCAAAUGCAUCUGUGUUAUCGUUAGACCAAGGUUUUAAUGUUUUUGUUCGCCUAACAUUCUUAGAAUUCCUGUGCAUCAAACACCUCAAUUUCUGCCAAAAUAACAAUAUUUGCUUGCAAUACCACUAGAAGUUGCAUGGUUUGAGAUUUGCGUGGAGCUAUGCAUGCUUUCAAGUUCAGAAUUGGUAAAUACCAAUCUUUACGGAAAAACUGGCGGAUGCAAGGUUUAGUCUUUUUUGUACGCAUUUUGAUAAAUGAGGCCGCAGUUGUAUUUGUCUGGGGCUACAACAAAAAUGUGUGCUGUUGGGGGUACUCGAGAACAGGAGUUGGGAAACACUGCUCUAGGGGUACCCGAUACCAGCCAGACUCUUACCUUAAAGGAGAAGUUCGAUUUUUUUUUAUAUUUUUUUUUACAAACAAAUCUGUAUUUUGAAUGUAAAUGGCAUGUUAUAGAAGGGUCCAGACACUUUUUUUUUGUGCGAUUUCACGUGUUUGUGAGAAACCCCAAACAGUGAUUCUCUCCCUCAUCCUCGUUGUGCAAUACGGGUGCUCUGAAAGUAGAGUAAAUGCUAAAAAAAUGUCAUCUUUUAAACGAUAAUGCUCUCAGUAUAGUAAUGCAGGUCUUUAGAUAUUGUACACAUGUAAUUGUGUCAUUCCGAACUUUUCCGCAAUGUUAUAUUCAGUUUUGUGAGACUAGAGUUUCCCAUAUCCAGUUGUUCCAUUAUCUAUGUAGCCUGCUGCUAGAAUGGACGGAGAGGUAUCACUCCAGUCGCAACAAAAUGGAAUA